Molecule: messenger RNA, 2172 nt
Organism: Anopheles aquasalis
Lineage: Eukaryota; Metazoa; Arthropoda; Insecta; Diptera; Culicidae
Product: transmembrane protein 216
Biological process (GO): non-motile cilium assembly
Cellular component (GO): ciliary transition zone
Source: RefSeq, a predicted model, not a curated record
CUCAAGAACUGGGGGAGAAAAACUCAGUUCCAACAGUAGCUAAAUUAGUUAGGGAAAGAAUUGAUUUCGCCGCGAAAACGAGAGAGUUUCGCGGUGUGCUACGGUAGCGGGCGGGACACGUUCCGGAAACACUCCCCCGGUGGGUGUAGCGGUCGCGGUUAUUAAAGUGGUCCACCGUCGAAGCUGUGGGGCCCGGUGAUGCAGAGUUCUGGUAGCCCGCGAAUCAUCGAGGGGUGCUGCUUGAUCGGUUGCCUACAGUGACCAUCCCGGGCACGGCCGCCACCCCCGCAACGCGAAGGCGGCAAACAAACACGGUUGCGGUGGCUGCCUAGUAACGGCCACGCCAUAGCAAAAUGGGUAAUCCUAGCCUAACGUACGAAAUCCUGUUGUACCUUAACUCGUUCUACUUCGGGAUGUUCGCUACCUGCGAACUCGGCAUGCUCACCCUGAAGGCAGUAAAUUUGAAGUACCCCGAUCAUAUACUGUUACGUGAGUCGAGCAUCCUGGUGGCGCUCUGCUUGGUCGAAACGAUACGCAUCAUCCUCGGCCGAAGGGGCAGUCUCAGCGACCAUGGCUGGCAAGUGAUUCUAUCCGUGUUUCUAACCAUCCCCUGUGGCAUGGGCGUAGGGUAUCUACUGUUUUACCAGCUGCACCGGUUACGCCUGGAGUACAUCCUAUGUGCCUUAAUGUUAUCACUACAGGCAGCGGAACUGUUCUUUGCAAUACUCUUCGUAUUCACGCUAUGCCGGCCGCCUUCCUACGAUUAGGUUUCUGGACACGCGUCGAGCGGUCGCCAGCGGUUGCGGUCGGCGGCAACCAUCGGUCUAGUGAACGCGUUGUGAGAAAUCCUUUUACACAUUACAACUUCAAAGGCAAACAGCAGCACAGCGGUUGCUAUGGUGCGACAGAGAGGGAGAGGAGGGUGCGCCAAAAACCUCGACAGACCUUGUGCCCAACAAUUCUUGCUCAAAAUUGGCCAAACACGUGUGCCAUCGUAAGGCUGGUAGUGACUAGGUGCCAUAUAGUUUACAGUAGUAUAUUCGAUCAUCCGGGUCAGGGCAUUUUUUCAGGCACUGCCACCGCCAAUUCACCCUUAGUGCCGCCGCAGGCGUAUCGUAGCGUCGAGGAGUGAGAAGCGAAAAACGGAAACGGCGCGGAACCGGAAGCGCGUCGAAGCUUGGCAAAGAGGGCAGUUUAGAGCGGCAACAACCGUAGGAUAGACUAGCUAAAAUUAACGCUCCUGCAACCACAACCACACGCAUUGAUGGCUACGUCUCACUGCUACGUUUUAUGCGGCAUUUUCCACGUUUUUCACGGACCACUUACACACCCUCAGAUUCCGAUGGCCACGGGAUCGCGCAAUGGCCAGGUUUUAGCGCACAAACUGUACUUGAUUUCCAGACCAAAGAAGCUUGAUUUUUCUAGUCACGUAGACGAUCGGAGCUGCGCCUACUAAAGUAUGAACACGUUAAUCGUCUUUUCACUUCGUCUUUUUCCUUGUUCAAUUGAUUGCCGCAGUUUUCCUCCGGCGGAACGCCUGGAAAGGGUUUCAAUCGCUCUCUAAUCAAUCAAAGUCGGAUUAGCCAAUUAGGUGAGGUUGUUGGGAGAAGAGAAAAAAAGGGAAAACAGACGGGUUUCCGAAACCUAGCCGCGCGUCGGCGCGUUCGUUCGUAGCGCUAAAUUGCUAAAUGUUAAACCGAAGAUCUAAAACUGCGAGGUAGUUGUUCACUUAUCAGGUAAUGCCGUUGGCCAGCCGGUUAAUGGGAAGACAUUUGACAAGCAAACACUGCAAUAUAGUAAAUCUAACAGACGUCGUAAAAUUUUGAUCCAUAUUUACUUACAAAAAGUGUAGCUGCGGCGGGAGGUAAUACAAAACUAUAUCAGCAAUCUCUAGACCGCGGAUACCGAUAGGGAAUCGCUAGCAGCGCGCCCGCACACGUGUGCUAUUUAAGUGCACACCCGGCGUCUCGGGUGGAGGACCGCGUCGGUUAUGGACGAUAUCGGUGUGCUCUGAUCUCGUCUGUUAUCUUCGUUAGGCCAUGCCACGACAAAAAAAGUGUAAUCUCUUGGUUAAACUUCAAUCAAAACGUAUAUGAUACUUGAUGAAAAUCCGAAACUCACAUUUGUACUACCAACUUAAGUAAUUGAAAUAUAUCUUAAUAUUACACUGCA